Knipowitschia caucasica is the source of this 402-nucleotide messenger RNA. The record is from the annotation of a GenBank genome assembly. NCBI's taxonomy places the organism in Eukaryota, Metazoa, Chordata, Actinopteri, Gobiiformes, Gobiidae.
AUGUGUUUAGGUUUGUGUUGGGGGGGGUGGUUUGGUGGGGUGGGUUUGUGGGGGGGUUGGUGGUUGGGGGUGGGUUUGGGUGGUUUUAUGGGGGGGUGUGUUUUGAUUUUUGGGGUUGGUGGGGGGGGUUGUGGGAGGGGGGGGUGUGUGUGUGGGGGUGUUUGGGGUUUUGUGUGGUUGUUUUGUGUGGUUGUGAUAUUUGUUCUGGUUGUUUUUGGUGUGGUGGUGUGGGGGUUUGGUUGUUUUGGAGUGGUUGAUGGUGUGGUGGUGAUUGGUGGGUGGUUUUGGUUGGGUGGUGGGUUGGGGUGUGGUUGUGGGGUUGGGGUUGUUGUUGUGGGUGUUUGGGUAUGUGGGGGGUGUGUGGUUGUUGUGGGUUUUUGGUGGGUUUGGAUAGAUGAUUAA